Kogia breviceps (pygmy sperm whale) is the source of this 2389-nucleotide messenger RNA. Lineage: Eukaryota; Metazoa; Chordata; Mammalia; Artiodactyla; Physeteridae. The record is from RefSeq and is a predicted model, not a curated record.
AUAGGGUGCUGGAAGGGGCAGGGGUGGACAAGGACGGGGUUCAGCCUGAGCUGGGGCAGGGUGGGGGCUGGGCAGGAGGCAGGCGAAGAGGCCGGGGCAGGGUGGGCUUGGGGCAGCUGGUGCCCUCCCUCUGUGUCCCUCCAAUUCGUAGCUCCUUCCGUUGGUCCUUGUAAGCACCCCCAGCCCGCCCCGUCUCCCCAGACCCCCGGCCCUCAGGCCAAGCCAGUCCCAGCUCCUCGUCCCCUCAGACCGGCACACCUGAGCCCCCUCCAGGCCGGAGGCAGGUUUCUGGGCCGGCCUGGUCCAGCCCCUGCAGACGCUGUCCCACCAGCCAGGUGGCCUCCGGCGCUGCCAAUCCCUUUGCCCGGCCCCUCCCCGCCCCUUCCCCCGCCUCUUGCCCAGCCCCCUCCUCCUCAGGUGAGGCAGCCAGGCCUAGCAGGCCCCGCGCCACCGCCACCGCUGCCUCUGGGGCCGCCGCUGCUGAGGGGCCACCAUGCUCCUGCCCAGGCCCGGAGACUGACCCUAAACCGGCACCAUCUCUCAGCUCCGUCCCCACCUGCCGGACCCCAGGGUCCCGCCCCGGCCCGGGAGGUCAGCCGGGGAAUCAUUAACUAGAGGCCGUGACAUGGCGGAGAAGGAGGGUGGCCGGACUGUGCCAUGCUGCUCUGGACCCAAGGUGGCAGCUCUCACUGUGGGGACCGUGCUGCUCCUGACAGGCAUCGGGGCAGCGUCCUGGGCCAUUGUGACCGUUCUACUCAGGAGUGAUCAGGAGCCGCUGUAUCCAGUGCAGGUCGGCCCGGCCGACCCUCGGCUCACGGUGUUUGACCAGACGGAGGGCACGUGGCGCCUGCUGUGCUCCUCGCGCUCCAACGCCAGGGUGGCGGGGCUCAGCUGCGAGGAGAUGGGCUUCCUCAGGGCGCUGGCCCACUCGGAGCUGGAUGUGCGGACGGCAGGCGCCAACGGCACGUCGGGCUUCUUCUGCGUGGACGAGGGGAGGCUGCCGCACGCCCGGAGGCUGCUCGAGGUCCUCUCCGUGUGCGACUGUCCCAGGGGUCGUUUCCUGGCUACCAUCUGCCAAGACUGUGGCCAUAGGAAGCUGCCCGUGGAUCGCAUCGUGGGCGGCCAGGACGCCAGCUUGGGAAGGUGGCCGUGGCAAGUCAGUCUUCGCUACGAUGGAGCACACCUCUGUGGCGGAUCCCUGCUCUCCAGAGACUGGCUGCUGACAGCCGCCCACUGCUUCCCAGAGCGGAACCGGGUCCUGUCCCAAUGGCGAGUGUUUGCCGGUGCCGUGGCCCAGACCUCACCCCAUGGCGUGCAGCUGGGGGUGCAGGCAGUAAUCUACCACGGGGGCUAUCUCCCCUUUCGAGACCCCAACAGCGAGGAGAAUAGCAAUGACAUUGCCCUGGUCCACCUCUCCAGCUCCCUGCCCCUCACAGAGUACAUCCAGCCCGUGUGCCUCCCGGCUGCCGGGCAGGCCCUAGUGGACGGCAAGAUCUGCACCGUGACUGGCUGGGGCAACACACAGUACUACGGCCAACAGGCGGGGGUACUCCAGGAGGCCCGAGUCCCCAUAAUCAGCAGUGAUGUCUGCAACGGCCCCGACUUCUACGGGAAGCAGAUCAAACCCAAGAUGUUCUGUGCCGGCUAUCCUGAGGGUGGCAUUGAUGCCUGCCAGGGCGACAGCGGUGGCCCCUUCGUGUGUGAGGACAGCAUCUCUCGGACGCCACGUUGGCGGCUGUGUGGCAUCGUGAGCUGGGGCACCGGCUGUGCCCUGGCCCAGAAGCCAGGCGUCUACACCAAAGUCAGUGACUUCCGGGAGUGGAUCUUCCAGGCCAUAAAGGUGAAAUUUGGGCCCAGAUGGGAGCCAGAGGGUGGGAGGGUUUGGGACUCUGAGGGGGAAAGGGAGCCAGGGUUUUCCAGAAACCAACGCUCAGGCUUAGAAGAGGGUGCCCUAGGGAACGGAUAGCCUUCAGAGGGCUCCUGGGGAGGGGAGUUCAGCUGCGGGACUUUGGGGGAAGCCUCUCAGACCUUGGAAGCCCCUAGUUGUCUUUCCCCAGACUCACUCCGAAGCCAGCGGCAUGGUGACCCAACUCUGACCUGUGGCUUCUCGCUGUGCACGCCUGCAGGGCCCAAGCUGAUCUGGGUGGCUCCAGCCCCACAUGAUGGGGUUCACCCCGGGAUGGAACAUUUUUCUUCUUGGGCCCAGCCCACAGGUCCAAGGAUCCCCUCCCUCCAAGGUCCUCCACAGUGGCGGGCCCACUCAGCCCUGGGACCACCCGAGCCUCACCCUUCUGACCCCCAUGUAAAUAUUGUUCUGCCGUCUGGGGAAUCCCAUCUAGUGUUCCUGAUGACAGGAUGCUCUUUAAAUAAUAAAGAUGGUUUUGAUUAA